Messenger RNA from Cladocopium goreaui, 1652 nucleotides. Lineage: Eukaryota; Dinophyceae; Suessiales; Symbiodiniaceae. The record is from the annotation of a GenBank genome assembly.
UCAGGGAAAUCCGCCAUGCGCCAUGGCGCCAUGGGGAGUUUGGUACUCACGCAUGAAAACAUCUGGGGCUGAUGAGGCCCCAUGAUGCUCAUGCGCCGCCACCUCCAUCUGGUCUGCCGCCACCACGCCCUCCUGGCCAUGGGCAGGAGCGGAACCGCUUUCCUUCGAAAGUGCGCUCUUUGAGCGAAGGUCCAGCUGAUGGACGGGCCUCUCGCGAACUUGGCGAAGAGGAGGAGGGCUCUUCAGCUAAACCUGGCGGCCACAACAUUCUAGUGGCCGUGCGCAGCCGUGCGCUGCUGCCACAAGAACGCUCAGCUGGAGGCCAUGCCAUCAUCACCAUUUGCAACGGCACCACAGUGAUUCUCGAAGAUCCGCACACUACAGCAGCAGAUGAUUAUCUUCGUCUGAACAAAUCAAAAGAACGUCGGUACCACUUUGAUCAAGCCUUGGAAGAAACUGCUCAGAAUUUAGAGGUCUAUGAGCGAACAACUCGCUUCUUGAUUCCGAGCGUCAUUCAGGGUUUCAAUGCGACAGUCUUCGCCUACGGAGCCACAAGUGCUGGCAAGACGCACACAAUGCUUGGAUACCCCGGCGAACCCGGGAUAAUGUUGCUGACCUUACGAGACCUAUUCAGCGAGGUUGCCAACCAAAAAAGCAGUCUUCAUUUUGAGAUCAAAUGUUCAUUCUUGGAAGUGUACAACGAAAACGUGAGAGAUCUGCUGCGACCCGACAGCGAUUUCUUGGACAUUCGUGAAGAUCCCGUGAAAGGUAUGUGUGUUGCAGGAAUCAGUGAAGUAGGCGGGCUGGAGAGUGCAGAGGAGAUUAUGGCUUUGCUGCAUCAGGGCAACAAGAAUAGAACCACAGAGGCUACAGGAGCCAACGUUACAAGCUCCAGAAGCCAUGCUGUUCUUCAGGUCAUGGUGCAUCAACGAGACCGGACUGCAGACAUCGUGGCCCAUGUGAAUUUGGGCAAGUUGUCCAUGAUUGAUUUGGCAGGCUCUGAGCGAGCCUCCCAGACCAACAACAAAGGUAUGCGAAUGAUUGAGGGAGCUAACAUCAAUCGAUCACUGCUCGCCCUGGGCAACUGCAUCACUGCUUUGAGCUCCGCAGUCGCUUUUGUACCCUACCGAGACUCCAAGAUGACAAGGUUGUUAAAGGAUUCGCUUGGUGGAAACUGCCGCACAGUGAUGAUUGCCAAUGUAAGUCCGUGCCAUAUCAACUACGAAGACACUCACAAUACUUUGAAAUAUGCCAACAGAGCCAAGAACAUCAAGACAAAGGCUGUGCGCAAUGUCGCACAAGUGAACUACCACGUGUCAAAGUACACGGAGAUCAUUAAGGACCUCAGGAGCGAGAUUCAAGAAUUGAAGGCCAAGCUGGCAGUGCCCGAGGCACCUCCUGACUUGGGAGAGGAAGAACUGGAUACCACGCAGAGUGUGAAAUGGAAGCACGAGCUGAUGCAGAACUUUGAGGAGAGGGUGCGAAUCAAGCGACGUCUCAUUGACUUGGCCCAUGAAACGAAGAACCAGAUGGUGCAGAAGAGCCAUGCGCAGGUUGGAAUUUCUCAGUGGGAGUCUGGUCGCCAGGCGCAGUUGGACGGAGACUUGGAUGGCCAGCGCACGCCGCCAAACAUCAGGGAACUGCAGGCGCAA